GAAGUUAGUUCCUCUUCAAGUUCUUGUUCUUCAUUUGAACUCGAGCGGUAAGCUCAUGAGCUAGAGCGUCAGGUUGUACUAUUGACCUAUCGACCCGGACUCCUUCCUUGCUGUACCCCAGGCGGCGUGACCCACUGCAGAUUGACUCUCGAUCCCACGAAAAUGGAUUUCUCACCCAGGAUUCUCCUGGUUCAGCUAGCUUCGGCGCUGAUGCUGUUGACGCUUCGCGAAGCUGAGGCGAUUUGCCGGCCUGUUUCGCCGUGCAAAUGCCAGGACGAAGAGACGGGCAAGUACAUUGAUCUGACCGGCCUCGCUAACACAGACGGCGAGGCAGCGUUCACGACCACGGAGAACUCCGGUCAACUCAUCAACACCUUCGAAUACAACCCGUGCCUGAGCUUCAGCACGAACAGUUCGAGCUGCUCCGACGUGGCUCUGUGUGAGCUGAAUGGCUUGACGGGCGACCAGUACGCCCUUGGAUACCAGCAGGGCGCGGAGUUCACCGUCUUCCCUGGCAAUCCCGAGCAGCUAGCAGUGCGGUACAAGUACGAGAGUUCCACGUCGCCCAGGGAGGCCUACGUGGCCUUGACGUGCAAUCCAGACGUGCGCGUGCCUCUGUUCUCCUACAUCUCCGAGGGGCCGCCGGGCACGUUUUACUUCAACCUGACGUCGGCGUGCGCGUGUCCCGGCGGCUGUGCGGACGCGCCCAUGCGCUGCGACGAGCUGCUCGGCGGCCGGAACUGCUCGUGCGCGCUGCGCAACACCAGCGGCGAGUUUCUAGGCCUGGUGGACAUCCUGUCGCUUAACGAUCCGUACAACCCGCUGGGAGUGAACGUCAACAACAACCAGCACAUCCACUUCAACCCGUGCUCGGACAUGGAGCAUGUGCGCUUCUUCCCCAACCAGUGCAACGGCAUGACGGUGUGCCUGGCGAAUGGCGAUCGGGCCAUCGACUACGGGCGCGGCUUCACCGGCAAGUUCACCGGCAACCUCCAGGCGGACGCGGUGCUGAUGUACACGAGCGCGGACGGCAACCGCUCCACCGAGAUCACGUUGGUGUGCGACCAGGACCAGCGUCACUCGCCGCGGCUGAUCCUGGCCGCGCCCGUCACCGACGCCAUGAUUCAGCUGGAGAUGCGCACCGUGUGCGCCUGCCCCGGCGGAUGUGAGCAGCCGCAGGUGACAUGCCAGCCACAGAGCGACGACUGCACGUGCAAACUCUCCCAGGACCUGGGCUCGUUCACCCUGUCCGACCUGAACAACCCCGAGGCACCCCUGCACGCGGUCGGCCCCGACCUGAUCGACUACUACUAUAACCCGUGCUCAAACAUGAGCAUCACCGGCCCGAACGGCUUCUGCAGGAACGUGUCCGGGUGCAAGGUCAACCAUCCGUCGAACACCGACUACGCCAUGGGAAUCCAGUCGGGCGUCUCGUUCCGCGUGAGCAACUACGACCCGAACAUCGUCACCCUGAUGUACACGGGCGGCUCGCAGUCCAAGACGUUCCAGGUGGAGGCGCGCUGCAACCGCAACCCCGACGAGCUCGUCUUCCGCUUUCUCCGCGCGGUGCCGUCCUCGACGGCCGAGAAUGCCGUCUACUACUUCUAUCUGGAAAGCGAUCACGUCUGCCCGCGCCCCUGAGUCGAGUGUCGCCGGAUACGACACAGUCCGAUUAAUUCUCCCUGUCCCCGGCACUGUCGACACACGAAUACUAGUACCAACAUUGCCACCAUGAACAGAAUAUGACCGGCGACUCCUGAUGACAGUACUCCAGUGGCAACCAUUGGACGCCACCUGUCGCACUGUCCACCCAGAGAAUCAUCUCCGGUUGCGACCGUCGAAGACAAGUGGCGUACACUAGUCACGUUGCUGGUUGUUGACUGGUUGCACAGCCGGUGCAUCAUGAUUUAGUCGUGCUUGUUGAUCCUUGUGUGCUGUAGGAAAGAUUAUUUUAAAGCUUUUGAGAGGUUCCAGGCUGUCCAAUAGAGUGCUCAAUGACUGGUUUCUGAUGAUCGCUUACAUGCUUGUAGUGCGUGAACUAUAGGAGUGAACACUUUACUCAUCCUCAUAUUCUUGUUAUAUAAUUUUAGAAUGAUUUGAAGACUCCAUUGUUCUGCGCCUUGAUCCUUGAGGGGUGGUGCCCGCGUUCCUACAGAUGCGGAACGAGUCUGACGCGAACCGUGAUUUUUUUGUUCUGCUUUCCAUUUGCAUGUACAUGUCGUUUUUCAAGUCGAAAGCAACUCUACCGCCGAAUUAAUGCCACACAGGGAGGCUGUGUGUCAGUGGGUCGCACCAGGGAGUACUAAAAACCGUUUUUUUUUUUAUUACUCCCUGGCGCGCCAUGACCUUACACACAGCGUGCCCACUUGGCCACUGGCAGUCAUUUGGAAUCAUCUCAAUCGGCGCACAGCAAAUCUGGCUGUUUCUUGCAAUUGUGGGGUGUUUUCUGAGCUUUC
Molecule: messenger RNA, 2456 nt
Organism: Sycon ciliatum
Lineage: Eukaryota; Metazoa; Porifera; Calcarea; Leucosolenida; Sycettidae
Exons: 1
Coding region: 163-1641 (492 amino acids)
Cellular component (GO): trans-Golgi network
Source: RefSeq, a predicted model, not a curated record